Messenger RNA from Diachasma alloeum, 1961 nucleotides. RefSeq lists its product as uncharacterized. The record is from RefSeq and is a predicted model, not a curated record. The transcript is spliced from 2 exons. Bases 1 to 1908 code for a protein of 635 amino acids. NCBI's taxonomy places the organism in Eukaryota, Metazoa, Arthropoda, Insecta, Hymenoptera, Braconidae.
AUGCCGAUACUGAGACGUAUGCUCACGAUAAAACUGAGCUCAGGCAUCUGCUUCUUGGCGACUAACCGAGUUUCGCGAGUGGGUAAUACCCUCGGGAAAGAAGUUGAUGCCAUGUAUCAACUCCACGCAACUCUAUUACCCCUCGUUCUGACAAUAUUUCCUGUCCUGUCAGUGGAGGUCGCAGAUGUGAGUGGACCAACGCGAGAGCAAAUUAAAGGUGCCCUCCAGACAGUCGGAAAAUUCCUAAAGGACGAUGCCGGUAGCAGUUGGUUAGCAAGUGUGUCACACAAUCAGGACGAUGCUCUAACUACUGAAGAAUUAAUGCGCGAGAUCAUAAAUUCCACGGGAUCCGAUGGUGUUAGAGAAGCCGCCGGACUUAUCUCCCUCGCUCUUGAGCUGCAGAAAUCCGUUGGAAAAGCUAAUGAAUCAUUGACGGUUAAGCCCGAGGAAUUAAAGGAAUUCGUUGAAACUAUCGCAGACAGAGACGACGUAAUGUGCCUUUAUCGAACGAAGUCCGAAGUACCGACACGGAGGGUGGAGGAUUGGAAGAAAACUGUGAAGAGUGAGGGCUUGAAUGGAUACAGUGCAUAUGUUGCCUUGGACACAGGUAUUCAAGAAGUCCUGUGUUUGAAAAAAAAUUCCCUCGCAAUUCCUUCGACCGAUGAGGCGAUAACUGUUAAUCGACCCCCGGAAACUUCGUCAAUCCUUCCUGAAGAGCUUCCCAAACCUCCCCCAAUAACUCCUGGAAAUGAAACAAUGAAUGUUCCUGAUGAAGUGGACGUGAAUAAUCCACUGGUUAAUGAAGACGAAGGAACUGUUGGAAAAUCUCCUAACGAAGAGUGCGGCAGUGACUCCAAUCCUUGUACUUCUCCCAUUUCCUCCAAUUCAUCUGCAUCUGAUUUGGAAUCAGUUGAAGCCCUACCUGCGCUCGAAGCCCCGAAUGUGGAGGAGGAAAUGCCGAUGGAGGUAAAAAUGAGAUCCAUGAGUGGAGGAAGUGAUGGAUCAGUGAGCGAUAAAAUGAAGGGGGAGAAUCCCUGCAGUCAUCAAGAUGACGACGUGAGGAAUUUCGUGAAGAACAGAUCUUCGAAGGAUGCCUCCAGCGAAAACAGAUCGUACGAAUCCGGUAAUUAUGCACUACACAUCUGCCCAUUUCACAAAAUUUGUCGGGAGGUAAAAGCUCACGAGAGGCAGUACGGAUUAAUGAAUAUUCCCUCACAUUCGCCAUUGAAUAAUGAGCCUCUGGAGAGAUUAUUAAAUCCACAAGCACAACAUUCACGAUUUUCACGUAACGGAAAUGGAUUUGUGAAGAAUUUAUAUGAUAACGGGAUUUUAACACAUCAAGGAUAUUCCAAGCACAUGAAUACGUAUUUCAUUCUGCGGAAUAGAAAUAGUGAGGAGGUGGACGGAGAUUCGAAUCCAUUUGAUUCGGGAGAUCAUCAAAAUUCCGUCUCCUCGCGGCAGCCUGUCAGACCUUCAUCAGAAUUUGUUGCCGGUCAGUUGCGGAGGGGAGGGUAUCCCUGGAUACUUCUGGACCCGCAGAGUGUCCUUGCCCGAAGUUUCUCGGAUCUCGAUUUUAGACAGAUCGACACGUCAGGGAAUCAAGAAAAUGACAAUUCUGGGGGUGAGGGAAAGGGUAAAAUGCUGAGCAUCAAAGUUUUCGUCAAUAAUCCGUCCAAAGAGCCUGUGAAACUGUCAAUUUACACUCAUCUCGAUCCGGAAAUUGAGCUUUAUCAUAAUAAAGAGGAAGUUGGGGAUAAUGAGAUGAGUCAAUUCAAAUUAAAAAUGUUUAAACAACACCGUGAUAGUGCGCAGGAGAAGAGAGAGGAUAAAUUAAUUACAGAAGUUGAUAAGCAGGAUUAUAAACACACUUUUGAUGCAUUGAUGGAUUUAUUAACUUCAGGAGAUUGAGGUUGAUGGAUCGAAUUUGUAGUCGUGUGUGUAUUCUUGUCGAUUGGAGGUUU